GCAGACUUCAUCCCAGGGUCGCAAACUCACUGGAUUUGCAGUUGUACCGUUUGAGGGCUCAGAACCAGCAGCUCAGCGCCUGUGAUGGUGCAGGGCUGCAGCCGUCCUCUGCAGACCGCAAACAGCAUCUGGGCGAAGCUUGCAAGGGUCCAUUCAAGGGAGACGUUUUUAGCUGUAAAGCUUUCUUGCAUCUGUUUGCAUUCCUGUGUGGUUAAAUGCAUCACCAUGAAGCACCAAUCUAUAUCCCGCUGGCUGAGCCAACUUGGACUGCCUCAGUACUGCGUGGUGUUGGAGCAGGAAUAUGAUGGUGUAGAGGAUCUGCUCCAUCUCUCAGAAUAUGACCUCCUGGAGCUUGGCGUCCACAAUCAUCUCCAUCGGCUGCACCUCCUGACUUCCCUGCAUCUCCUUCAAGAGCGAGAGAAGAGGAGAGAGUUAAGGAUGAUGGCUGAGGGGCGUUUUGCCAGUCUGCCCAGGUCCCUACAUGCACAUCAUCACACCUUAGGAGGGAGUUCUGCUCACUCUGGAGCACCCAUUACCUCCCUUGGUGGCCCCAGCAAUGGCCCCUGCUCACCCAGAAAGCUCAAAUUUUCAAUGGAUCUCCAUGGCUCCAAUCCUUGCCACCCUUCAGGGCUUGCCGGCAGCUUGUCUGAACCCACUGCAGCCUACCAGCCAGUCUCACUGCAUGGAACGUUGCCCCGUCGCAGAAGAGGAGAAACCAACAUCAACCAGAGCAACCACACAUGGGAACCAAAAACAAAUCAGGAGCAGACGUUACUUUCUGGAAAGACAUUACUGCCUCCAGGACACAACUUUCAGCCUACAACACCCUGUUCGGGUGAGAACAUCAGCAAUGACUUCAAAAGUAUAAGGGAUCCUGUAGCUGCUCUGGAUGCUGCAGUCGACUAUGUUAAGUUCUCCAGGGAUCAGUUUAUCCUGGACUGUUCCUUGGAGAAGCUCCGCAGGGAGCUGGAGGAGGAACUGAAGAUGAACUGCGAGGAGCCAAGAAGUCACGCUUGGUACCACGGAGCAAUUCCCAGACAGGUUGCAGACAGCUUGGUGCAACGUGACGGAGAUUUCUUGGUACGGGACUCACUCUCCAGCCCAGGAAGCUACGUUCUGACCUGCCAGUGGAGAAACUCUGCUCAGCACUUUAAAAUCAACAAGCAGGUUGUGAUCCUGAAUGAAGCCUACUCCAGAGUUGAGUAUCGGUUAGAUAAAGAGGGAUUUGACAGUGUUCCUGCACUCAUCAGAUACUACGUUGGAAACAGAAAACCCGUCUCACAGGUGGUCGGAGCCAUCAUCUUCCAGCCGAUCAACAGAACGUUCCCGCUGCGCUACUUGGAGGAGAAGUACGGACUGUCGACCAACCACAAAGAGGCGGGGCUGAUGGUGCAGGAGAGGAGGAACCAGAACCGUCUUAGCCUCAACAUCCCUAACGGACACGAUGCUGCACACAGCGCCAUCGAUGGCCAACCCAGCCAGGAGAGCGGCUUCAUCCGAGGCAGCCAAGUCAGGUUGAAGGAGCGCUGCGGUAGUCAGCCAGCGAGUCUAAAUCAAGUCCAGGAGAAGCGACGUCCGCUAAAGGCGCACCAAUCAGAGAGCUUCCUUCCCCUAGGAUCAAAACCGCAGCCCCAGCAGUCCCCCGACCCGAUGCUCCCCAGCACAGGUCCAAAGCUGCCUGUGUUUCGGACUGGCAGUGAGCCGGUGCUGAGCCCGUCACUCCAACGUAGAUCUGCAGAACCAUUAGCAGGCCAAGCGAUUAGAGGCUCCGACAGCCAGCUGUGUCCCAAACCCCCUCCCAAACCCAGCAAAGUUCCCCUGGCUCGGCUGCCCCGUCCGCUCUGCCUGCAGCCCCUGAUGCCCCCCUCCAGUUGCUCCACCUCCUCCAGCCUGGCUCCUUCUCCUCUGAGCUCCACACCUGGGGAAAACCUGGCUUCUUCAUGGAGGAGUGGAGGUCCACCUGUCCCUCCAGCGAAGCCCCAGAAGUUUCGACACUUUCCUCUUGCAGAUUCCUCGGCUCCACCCAGUUCUGAUGUCCAGCGUCCUGAUUCAGAGGUGAUAACAGGAAGGAUGGAGCAGCUGCAGCCGAGUCCUGCUGACCUGAGGUCCUGCAGCCCACAGGGAUCAGAGUGGGAGCAACCAAACAAACCGAACACGCCGUUCCACAGCUAUGUAGAGAGACUGGAGACAGACGGCGAGAAGGAGGUGGAAGGCCAGAAAGUACUGGACAGAAGCUCCUACCAUCACGCCAUAGCAGCCUUAGAAAACACAAGUGAGGAAGAGGAGGGAGACUCAGGGACGGAGGAGGAUGGAGGUAUUAGGAGAGAAAAGGCUAGAUGUAAUUUUUUGCAUCCGGUGGUGGAAGCGGAAUCAACAUUCCGACCGGCGGAGUUUGACUCCCGUCUUUUGCCACCUGAAAACAAACCGCUGGAGAUGGCUGUCCUGAAGAGAGCGAAGGAGCUGCUGCUGAGCCACAAUCAUCAGAGCAUAGCCAGACACCUGCUGAUGGCCGACUGUCAGGUUGCGAGGAUCCUCGGUGUAACUCCGCAGCUUAAAGGUCAGAUGGGCGUUUCGUCGGGUCUGGAGCUGGUGACUCUGCCGCACGGCCGACAGCUGAGGCUGGACCUAAUGGAAAGGCAUCACACCAUGGCGAUAGGCGUUGCUGUGGAUAUUCUGGGAUGCACAGGCACAGUGGAGGAGCGGGCGUCUACCUUGAAUCGCAUCAUCCUCGUUGCCAUAGAGCUGAAGGACGCAGUGGGCGACCUGUUUGCAUUUACGGCCCUAAUGAAAGCUCUGGACAUGCAGCAGAUCAGCCGCCUGGAGGAAACUUGGACGACUCUACGAAGGAACUAUACUCAGACUGCCAUCAGCUACGAGAAAAUCCUCAAACCUUUCUACAAGAGACUGUAUGAAGGCGAAGCUCCCUCUCCUUCUCUGGUCUGCAUCCCUCUCCUUCUUCCUCUCCUCACCCUGAUGGAGCGGCCGUCAACCACAUCCGAAGGCCUGGAGCUAUGGGAGACCAGCGACCAGGGAUGUGACAUCAUGCUACGGCACCUGGAGGCUGCGCGAGAUGUUGCAAACAACGCCCAGCACUACACGUCCAAUGCAGAGAAGAUCCUUAAAGGGUUUCAGUGUGACGAAGAUCUGCUGGAGGUUUUUAAAACCGACUUCCAGCUGCGGCUGCUGUGGGGGAGCCGUGGAGCAGCCGUCAACCAAUCAGAUCGCUACAACAAGUUCAACCUCAUCCUUACCGCGCUGUCCAGGAAGCUGGAGCCCACGACCAAAACACAAGCCCUGAUCUGAUUAGCUCUGCACACUUUGGACUCUCAAUAAAAAAGGAGCAAAAUGGAAAAUUAACUUAUGAGACUAUGCUUUUUCGGACAGAAGGACCCUGAACUCCUUCAAAGAACAAUAUAGAUUUUCCCUAAAUAUUGGGGAAAUUUUCUGGCUUUGGAGAUAAGGGAUGAAACUGUGGUUUAAACCACUGAGCCACUAGCAGCUCAGGAAAAGAAGUCGAUCUGGUUCUUUUAUUCCUCUGUUUGAGUCCAGUCCUCACUAUUAUUUGGUCUUUUAUCCCGUUUUCCAUAUUCAUCACAGCAGCUUUAUGCGGUUUGUACAGCACACAACAAAAAUGGUCUUGAUGCUUAAACAGCAGAACAAAGGCAGCCUCUGACCAGCCUCUGUAGGAAAUAUGAGUGAAGUGGCUCCGAGUCAAAUAUUCAGAUGCAGAAUGUGAGAUGGUAGAGAACACAUCUGAUAACUGGUGUCUGGUUUUAUUCUGAGGCUUUAUUUUAAAAUAGUGCGCUAGAUCACAUUAUAUUCUACCACUUUCCAUGAUGCACAUAAGAGUUUUUCACAGUCUGUGAAAAUUCAUAAAAGUAUUUCAUUUUUCAAUCCAUUGGUUAAAAUAUUCUAACUUCAGUUUUAGCUUAUAAAUUAACCUCUCCAUGCAUGCCAAAUAUAUGUAUAUCCUGUUAAAAAAAGUAAAAUUUCCUGUGAUUCCCAGAGGGUUGAGUAAAUAGUUGGUAAGGAAGUGAGGAGAUACACGUCUCAAACCCCCUUGGCUUCAAGAAGACAGAAGAAAAAAAAAUAAACAAAGGUUGUUUUUUUUAUAUAUAUAGUUGACACCACAAGGAAUUUUUCAUUCUUUUGGAGCAUAAUUCAAUUUUUGUAUGCAAAGAUCAGAAGCUACACAGAGGUGAAACGACGACUUCUCUGCUCAUAAUUCUGUAACUGUUUGGGUUUUUGUAACCAAAAAGGUCAAACAGAAAUUUUCUAUGGAGAUUUUUAUUUAAUUCACUAAAAAGAAAAAUCACUAAAACACAAUGUUGUACAUAUUUAAAAAAUAUAUUAGAAUGUAAAUAAAAAUAUGUGCAUUUUAUUGUUUAUAUAAUGUAGAUCUGUCAUGAAAUGUAAUAAAUAUAGUUUAAGAUCUGAAUUCUAUGAAGUGUUGCAUAUUUGGAGGAGAAAACAGAUGUUAGCUUUGAAGUCUGAAUGGCAACAUUGCUGCUUUUUACAGAAACAGAACUGUCGUUUUUUAACUUAUUUUAUUAGAGCAAUUUCCAACAAGAAAAAGAAGCAUGUUUUUUUAACAUAGUAUCUGACAACAUUCAAAGUAAAUAGAAAAAAUGUGCACAACAAUAUGAAGAGUGAAGUACUGCCAUGGUUACAACAUACUGAGAACAGAUUUACAUGUUACUACCCUGCUAAAACCUACAAACUGCUUCUGGGGUCCGUAAGAGGGGGAAAAAAGGGUUACAUUUUAUGAAGGGUCUUAAAUACAAGGUUUCCACAGGACCUGCUUGGAAGAAGAAUAAAAUAAAAACAAGAGAUAUCUGGUCCGUUUCAGGAUCAUAAUCAAAGUAGCUUUCAAUAGAACAAACUGAUUUAGAACUGUAGUAAAAGUCACUGUAGAUCUGCAAGUAGAAAAUCUGUAUAUACUGAAAAAGCUACAUUUGAAUUCCCUGCUGCAACACUUAUGAUUGUUUUUUGCAUUGAAAAAGAUGUAACGCUAUCCAAAUAAUAUUUAUUUCAGGUUCCUACAAAUAA
Cyprinodon tularosa is the source of this 5049-nucleotide messenger RNA. It is a transcript of the gene bcar3, whose product is annotated as BCAR3 adaptor protein, NSP family member. The record is from RefSeq and is a predicted model, not a curated record. The coding region runs from base 85 to 3303 and encodes 1072 amino acids. Gene Ontology annotation, biological process: small GTPase-mediated signal transduction; positive regulation of peptidyl-serine phosphorylation. The transcript is spliced from 19 exons. NCBI's taxonomy places the organism in Eukaryota, Metazoa, Chordata, Actinopteri, Cyprinodontiformes, Cyprinodontidae. Gene Ontology annotation, molecular function: guanyl-nucleotide exchange factor activity; phosphotyrosine residue binding.